GUAUGGGAGUGGUUUCUUAGAAUCGAAUGAAUCCUGCUGAAUGUAAGGUUUUUCAAUUCCUGUCGCCGAACUAUUACUUUGUCAAGUCAAAAGGGUUUUUAAGGGAACACUAUUAGCGCUUAUUUUGUCUAACAAAUCACUGCCGCUGGAUGGUUGGUGAUUCAUAAGUUGCGUUCCCCUAACAUGUGCUGUGUCUGACGAGGCUGACCCGUGCUGCCGAGACCCUCAGGAAGACCAUGCUGUCCCUCCUGCUGCCCACUCUGCUUGCUGUGCAAGCUCUCGCUGUCCUGGAAGUGUAUGUCCCAGAGCUGCCAGUGGUGGCGCUGUAUGGCAUGGACACCACCCUCAACUGUUCCUUCAGCCACGCCUCUCCCUUCAAUCUGUCUGACCUCAGUGUCUUCUGGCAGCUGACGGACACCAAGCGCAGUGUGCACAGCUACUGGGCUAGCCAGGACCAGCUGGCAGACCAGGGAGAGCGCUACGCCAACCGCACCAGCCUGUACCCCUCUCAGCUGGGCGCGGGCAACGCUUCGCUCCUCUUGAGAGGGGUCCGGGUGGCCGAUGAGGUUAGCUACACCUGCUUCGUCAGGGUGAAGGACUACGGCAGUGCAGCCCUACUGCUCCAGGUAGCAGCCCCCUACUCCAAGCCUCUGGUGACCCUGGAGCCGGACUCCAACCUGCGGCCGGGUGACGAGGUGGCGCUGACCUGCGUGGCGUACGGUGGCUACCCUGAGGCUGACGUACUGUGGCAGGACGGGGGCGGGCACAACCUGACAGACAACGUCACCACCUCCCUGGUGGCCAAUGAGGAGGGGCUGUUCAGCAUGCUCAGUGUCCUGACUGUCACCCUGGAGCCCAAUAGCACUUACAGCUGCAGACUGACCAACCCAUUAUUGGGCGAGGACGGCCACGCCUCCGUCACCAUCACAGGUCAGAACAUGGUGUUUCCCCCGGUGGCUCUGUGGGUGACUGUGGGCCUGGCUGUGUGUCUGCUGGGUCUGCUCAUCGCCCUGGCUGCAGUCUGCCGUAGGAAGAUCAAGGAGAGCUGUGAGGAGGACAGAGCAGCCAAGGAGCUUGAAGAGGCCAAAGAGCUUCAGGAAGAGGAGCAGUCUAAGACAGCCAUGACCCCCCUGAAAAGCUAAAGACAAAAGAACACAGCAGUGAGGAGGCAGACGGUGAGACAGCGAUGAGUCUUAUAUUUAAUCCCACUACACCUAUCCAUCAACGGAGAGACUGGUUCCACUGGCUCCUACCCACACAGUUUCCAGUCCUUACUGAGCUGACAAUGAGUCCAUCAUACCCAUCCCUACAGGACCACUUCCUCCUGGGCUUCCAAAAAGACAUAAACCCAUCAUAUCCUAUUACAGCACUCUACAUUUCCCUUCCCCUGCUACUCCUUCAAUUAACAAAGUAUAUGAACGCGGGUGUGGAGUCGUAUUCAUUUCUAUGCAAUAGGCUAAAGAGAAGCUCCACUUGAAGGCCAUUGGAUUUGACAGGCUCCCUGUCUCGAACCUGGACAACAUUUUCUCUUCACUAUGUAUCGAGGUAGGAAGUUUGAGAGGCCCAGAAUCUCAUUUCUAAUAGGAAGUGAACAGUUUAAGAGAUGACCAAGCUGAGGCUGCCAUCAGCGUCUCCCUAGCUGCCUACCUGCCAGAGACAGAGUGUAGCUGUGUAACUCUCCAUUUACUCCUCGACUCACUAAUUAAUGGUUGCCCGUGGAGUAACUUGUACCUGUCAGUGUCUACCGUUCUCGUAUAUUCAAUAACUUGAGGGAAUUGAAAUUGAAUGCCAGCUAAGCUCGAACAAACUGCAAAUGGUGCAUGGGAUACACCCUGGUUCUCUCAGUGACCUGACAGCAGCCUUAUAUGUAAGGUUUUUAAUGAACAUGGGCUCUUCUCAGCUACUCUUGACUGCCAAGGUGGAAUGUUUUAUGAAUUCAAGAUGGAGGGUGGGUGGGUGAUUGUAUAAGUUCUGUUACAGUAUACAGGUACUCGAGCAGGUCCUUGUGCCAAAUGUCAAUGUGCGUAUGAAUGCCAAAGCCGUCCAUAAAAGAACCCAGUGCCGAUUCGCAUUAAAGAGACAUGGUGAAAAUGUU
Molecule: messenger RNA, 2095 nt
Organism: Oncorhynchus tshawytscha (Chinook salmon)
Lineage: Eukaryota; Metazoa; Chordata; Actinopteri; Salmoniformes; Salmonidae
Product: CD276 antigen-like
Exons: 8
Coding region: 237-1142 (301 amino acids)
Source: RefSeq, a predicted model, not a curated record